Punica granatum (pomegranate) is the source of this 1466-nucleotide messenger RNA. The record is from RefSeq and is a predicted model, not a curated record. NCBI's taxonomy places the organism in Eukaryota, Viridiplantae, Streptophyta, Magnoliopsida, Myrtales, Lythraceae.
GUUGUCUCCUCCGACUGCUCAAGCGCUCGAGCUGACCACACACACUCCACAGCCCCGCCAUAGAUCUGAGCUCUCCCGACCGUCGCCUCCAUGGCGUCUCCGAGGGGUGUAGUCAUUACGGUACCUACUCUGGUGCUUUCCCUACUCGGAGCGGCCAUCUUCCUCUUCUUCCUCUUCUUCUCCCUCUCGUCCUGCAAUUGCCCCGCCCCUUCUGCUGUCGCACGCUCCUCCUCCCCCCCUUCCUGCGGCGGCCUCUGCGACUCAGCAAGCGGCAGCGGGGUAUCGGUGGAGAGAGUGAGAACCUCGGUCGAGGACAUAGAGUGGGUCAAGGACCAGAUCCGAGUGAACGGGCUGCAUAUGGCGGAGAAUGUGCUGAGGAAGGGGAUUAAUCCUCGCACCAGGGCUCAGCAGCUCGAAGAUCUCAGAAACUUCAAAGGAAUAUCACACUAUGAAGAGCCAGAAGCUAGCAACCAUACAGCCCUGCCGUGCCCUGGUGAGCUUCUCGUGGAAGAGCACCACAGCAAUUAUGGUGAGCCCUGGGCAGGUGGUCGAGAUGUGUUUGAGUUUCUCGCAGAGGCCUCCCACCUCAAACCCGAAUCGCGUGUUCUUGAAAUUGGAUGUGGAACACUCAGAGUAGGCGUACACUUUAUUCGCUACUUGGAGCCUUCCCACUUCCACUGCCUCGAGAGGGACGAGCUCUCCUUAAUGGCAGCCUUAAGAUACGAACUUCCCUCCCAAGGCUUACUGCAUAAGCGUCCCUUAAUUGUCCGAGGAGAAGAUAUGGACUUCAUGAAGUUCGGCUCCAAGGUGGUUUAUGAUUUGAUUUAUGCUAGUGCUGUGUUCUUGCACAUGCCCGACAAGCUCGUCUGGGUCGGACUUGAGAGAUUGGCAAGUAAAUUGAAGCCUUACGAGGGGCGCAUCUUCAUCUCACAUAAUGUGAAGUUCUGCUCUAGAUUAGGAGGCGAGGAGUGCACAAGGAGGCUUGCCAGUCUAGGGCUCGAGUAUGUGGGAAAGCACACACAUGAUAGCCUGCUCUUUAACCACUAUGAGAUUUGGUUCGAGUUCAGACGGUCCAAGGCUUAGGAUGCGGCAGACUAGAUUGCCCUGUUUUGGGAUUUUGUAACAGAGGAACAAAAAGAAUCCUCGAGCAGCCUAUGUUGUCUUGCGAUGCUGCUUCUGACACUCAGUUUGCACAUUCCAGGAGAGCUGCGUUAUUCUCUGCUGAUAACUUACAGAAGUGGAAGAGGAAGAGGAUGAUCAACCUUCAGUUUUCACUUGAUCCGGACUGUACAUUUACCUUAUUGUUCGAAAUUCUUUUGUAACUCGUGUUCUUGAUAUUCCAAGCCAGGAAAUUAUCGAGAUAAACCGCUGCAGUGAUACACUCUGUGCCGAAUGCAAAUCUACCCUGUGCCUAUGAUUCUGAAUAUUCCUGCUAUUUGAUAUUGAGUUCAUUUCCAUGACAUUUA